UAGUGAAUGCAGGGUCCUGGGAGAGCGGAUAUAGUGAAUGCGGGGUCCGGGGAGACCGGAUAUAGUGAAUGCAGGGUCUGGGGAGAGCGGAUAUAGUGAAUGCGGGGUCCGGGGAGAGCGGAUAUAGUGAAUGCAGGGUCCGGGGAGAGCGGAUAUAGUGAAUGCGGGGGUCCGGGGAGACCGGAUAUAGUGAAUUCAGGGUCCGGGGAGACCGGAUAUAGUGAUUGCGUUGGAGUGUGGAGGAGUCGAAGCCUC
Staurois parvus is the source of this 255-nucleotide messenger RNA. Lineage: Eukaryota; Metazoa; Chordata; Amphibia; Anura; Ranidae. The record is from the annotation of a GenBank genome assembly.